Molecule: messenger RNA, 951 nt
Organism: Alternaria triticimaculans
Lineage: Eukaryota; Fungi; Ascomycota; Dothideomycetes; Pleosporales; Pleosporaceae
Exons: 4
Coding region: 1-951 (316 amino acids)
Molecular function (GO): protein binding
Source: RefSeq, a predicted model, not a curated record
AUGCGUCUGCGCGCUAGGUAUGCUACUGAAAGAACCUGCUACGACUCCGCGUCCGACGAAUGCGACGUCGACCCUGAGCCUGACGAUGCUCUUCUCCAAAAGUCCUCAGAGUCGGAUAAUGACGCUCUUUCACAGUUUUCGGAUGACGAUACUAUCUGUGUCGUUGUCGGUCAAGAACCAAAUCAAAAAAAGUUCUUCGUGGACCCGUACCGCAUCUGUUAUUGUAGCAAGUUCUUCCGGAAUGCUUUAAGAGGGGGAUGGAAUUCAGCACAGACUCUCGAGGUCACUCUGAAAGAAGAGAACCCUAGGAUAUUUGCUUGGUAUCUGGACACACUCUAUAAUGGCACCAAGCUAUCCUUCCAAGGCCAGCCGUGGUCAUUCCAGCCCAUGAGCGAGCUCUACGUCCUCGCCGAGAUGCUCAUGGACGACUCCACUAAGAAAUCUAUCCUGGCAGCCAUUCGGAAACGAUGCGAGAGCCCUCAAUUCGGCCACUCUCUCCCGGAGCCAUCUGCAAACCUGCCGAAAGACUUCCUCCUCGAUCUGUCGGUCAAUCUCAUCGCCCAGCGUCCCCUUCCCGAUGACGAUAAUAGGGGUCACGAUGAGGGCAAGAAUGCUAAGAAGCGUGCAGCCGAAGAAAGUGACGACGAGUUAGCCCUCUAUCUUGACUCGCUAGAAUCGCCUCCAAAGGUGAAGAGGAAGAAGCUGAGGCUGAAGUUGCCUGCCGACGGCCGUGAUCGAGGCGCCUUCCUUGAUCGGUACUCUGUGGUGACCGAUGCACAUUCGGGAAAUACAAAGACGAAGGUCACUCUUGGUUCUCAACACGACACCGCAUACAUCAGGGCUGAGCGCACAGCCGAAUGGCAGACAAAUAUUAGCAACCUUCUUCGAGGUGGUCCUCUUAAGCCGCAGAUAAUGACCGAUGACGGUAGGAGUUGGUUCGAAACCACUUGA